GCGCGUCGCAGCCAAUCAGGGGCCGCCUCCGCUUCCGAACGCGGCGCUCAUUGGUCACGGCGCAGCGCAGUGGCUAAGAGGGCGAGCGUGGGAACGGGAUGCAGCAGAGGGAGCCCGACCCAGACCCUGCGAGAAGAAGGAGGAGGAGGAGAGGCAGCGGCAAGAAGGAGAAGAGGAGGAGGAGCACACCGGCCCCACUUUCUGCUUCCCUUGGGCUUCUCCUCCUCGAAGCCUGGGCGCCCCGAUCCCUUGGAGGAUGAAGAGGGCGCAGCCGGAGUACAGCUCCUCCGACAGCGAGUCCCUGGACGAACCCAUCGAGGUGGAGAAGGAGAGCGCCGACGAGAAUGGAAACUUGAGCUCUGCUCCAGGUUCCAUGUCUCCAACCACCACGUCUCAGAUCCUGGCUAGGAAAAGACGCCGAGGAAUUAUUGAGAAACGACGCAGGGAUCGGAUCAACAACAGCUUAUCUGAGCUGAGGAGGCUGGUGCCUAGUGCUUUUGAAAAGCAGGGAUCAGCCAAACUGGAGAAGGCUGAAAUCUUGCAAAUGACUGUGGAUCAUCUGAAAAUGCUGCACACAGCAGGAGGGAAAGGUUAUUUUGAUGCGCAUGCUCUUGCUAUGGACUACCGGAGUCUUGGUUUUCGAGAGUGUUUGGCUGAAGUAGCCCGCUACCUGAGCAUUAUUGAGGGACUAGACACCACUGAUCCUCUCCGUGUCCGCCUUGUGUCUCAUCUGAAUAAUUAUGCCUCUCAGCGGGAAGCAGCAAGCAGUCCGCACCCAGGGCUUGGACAGAUCCCAUGGGGCAAUGCCUUUGGACAUCACCCCCACAUCUCUCACCCAUUGCUAUUGCCUCAGAAUGGGCACACGACUGCAAAUGGCUCAGCCUCUUCUACAGAAGGCCACCACCCAAGCAGAAGCACUGCUUCUCAUGCUGAGUCGUCUUCGCUGAGAGCACAUCCUAAUGGCAGCAUUGGACCGGUGCUUCCUGUGGUCACUUCUGCUUCUAAACUCUCUCCCCCCUUGCUGUCUUCCAUGGCCUCUCUGUCUGCAUUCCCCUUUUCUUUCAGUUCGUUCCAUCUCUUAUCUCCUAAUGCUCUCAGUCCAUCUACUCCAGUGCAGUCAGCCAGCCUUGGCAAACCCUACAGACCUUGGGGGACUGAGAUUGGUGCCUUCUAAGAGGGAGGAGAGAUGGGUGUGUGUGUGUGUGCACAUGCAAAUAUCCAGCUGAACUGGGAUGUUUCCAACUUCAGUCUUGAACUCUCUUAACUAUUUGAUGUAAAAUGGUACAAUUUUACUUUUAACAGAGUUUGUACAAAAAAAGAGAGAAUGUGUGAGCAUUUUCCUCCUGUUUGUUUUAGCAGACUUUUUUUUUAAAUCCAGAAGUUUAUCCAGAUCUUUAAAUCACAAUAGAUACUUAAUUUUUAAAAUAGAAUUGUGGUGACUAUUUUAUUAUGUUAGUGGUAUUUUUCUUGAGUGAUCCCAUUUGUCAAGAGUACUGUCUUUUGUUGUUGUUUUUUUAAAUAGUAGGCUGUCUUUUUAAAGAAAGAGCAAUGGAAUAUUAACACACAUUUUAUUCUGUUUUUAUCUUCUUGUGAUUCUGAGAUGUUCUUCAAGGAGGAAAUUCCUUUUAAAGCUAUAUUUUGACUUCUGUCUUUUGGAGGAAAAGCGUUGACAAAUCAGAUGGACUGGCUUAAUCCAAGAAAAGGAAAUAAAUAUCCUUUCUGUGACUCGUGCAGUGGUCAUUCUGCUUCGUGGGUUGUUUUUGCUUCCUGUUCAAGUCUCUGUUUCUUGUGCCAAAUUAUCUACAUAGUUUCUGCCAUUGGGGAAAAAAUUCUGCAAAAGUCACAGAAAGGUGGCACAUUUAUGUUCUAAUUCUAGGAGUCUGUCCAUGUUUACUCCAGAUUUUGACACACUGGGUUGCCUCCAGGGCUAGCAAUACAGUCCUGUGUCUACUCUGAAGUAAGCCCUAUUGUGUCCAGUGGGCUUUACAUCUAAAUAAGAGUUAUAACCUAAAUUAACACAACUUAAUUCCCAUUAAUAUCAGUGUGAGGUCAGUCAGUCAUCACUAAGUUGUCCCACUGGUUUCAAGGGAAACUAUAUUGAAGUGACUUUGAUUUGUUCCAGUCUGUUUCCUCCUUAUUGUCCUGUACAUCAUUUAAUUUUAGGAUACAUUGUGAGUUUAAGUUACUCCAAGAAGGGCUACCAGGUUUCAGUCCAGACAAUGGGUUGUAUCCAAUCUAAGUUUGGUGUAGUUGGUCCCACUGAAAUCAGUGGAAUUUAAGUUACGUCAUGAUUUAAAAUUUCACAUUGAUUUCAGUGAGCAUCUUAUGCAGCUUGUCUUAAAUUCUUCUUCCUUUACUUUUAAAUGUACUGAUAAAGCUUCUGUCUUCUGCAACCUCUUGAUUGAACAUGGAAAUGAAAUCUUGUUUGCAGUUUGGGGUGGGUGUGAAGGUGGAAGUUGUUGAAAUAUAUAGGGAGUGGAAUGGGUGAGGGAAGCCAAUUUCUGUGCCUCCAGCUUUGUUAGUACAUUUGAAGAUACACCCACAUUCAGAGGGUUGCAAUUGGUAUUCUUAGGUUAAGCACAAAAACUAUAUGGUUCUGUUGUGGUCCCUUCUUCACUGAUCAACUAGAUCUCACCACCACCACCUCUCUCUCAUGUACUAAUUUCCCCUACAAAUACUGUAGUUUCUGAACUAUCCUGAAUAGAGUGGCAGCAUACAAGUGAAGAAAGAGAUUCUGUUCCACCGGAGGUGGACACAAUUGGAUAUAAUCUUUUUGCAUUCAAAAUAAGGAUUGUGAAUCACUUUAUAGUGCACCAUUAUUUUCCCAAAUCAGCAUAAUUGAUCACUUUUACAUAAAUACAUCUCACAUCACAGAAUUUAGGAUUUUGUCUUGGAGUAUUCCAGCAAAUCAGGGUAUACAAUUAAACAUCAGCUACAGUCUUUAUCAGUGCCUGUUAUCAUAGUACAUACUUAGAUAAUGCAGAAAGAAAUUUACUAAAUUGAUGAGUGCGGGGGGGGGGGGGGGGGGGACUUCAAAAAACAAAACAAAGCAAAACAAAACCCUAGGGUAAUGCAAAGGUGAUACCUCAGUUUCAAAAGGGUUCUUGUAUAUAUUUUGGUAUUGUUUUUAAUAUGGCUAUUUUAAAGACAAUUCCACCAGAUUGAUUGUGAUCAUUUUUGUAUUUUGUUUCUAAUAAAAGGAUAAGACCAGCAAAACUGAAUGAUAGGUUUCUGUAACCAGACAAAAGAAAAGGAUAUGCACUUUUCAACAAGUUAUGGUAAAGCAAUCACCUGUUUGUGUUCCUUUAAAUGUAAUGUUAUUUAGUAAAGAAUAUGUCUUAUCUUAA
Sceloporus undulatus (fence lizard) is the source of this 3347-nucleotide messenger RNA. RefSeq names its product hes related family bHLH transcription factor with YRPW motif 1 (gene HEY1). Gene Ontology annotation, biological process: Notch signaling pathway; regulation of transcription by RNA polymerase II; negative regulation of neuron differentiation. NCBI's taxonomy places the organism in Eukaryota, Metazoa, Chordata, Lepidosauria, Squamata, Phrynosomatidae. Gene Ontology annotation, cellular component: nucleus. Gene Ontology annotation, molecular function: DNA-binding transcription factor activity, RNA polymerase II-specific; RNA polymerase II cis-regulatory region sequence-specific DNA binding; protein dimerization activity. The record is from RefSeq and is a predicted model, not a curated record.